GUGGAUGCAGUUAUCAUGCCACAUACCACUACUGCGUCACUCCUUCAGCACUUCACUCCGUUCAUCUCUCCGCUCAGCAUCCAUCCGCCCGACAGCACUAUGGACAGCACAGUUUCAGGCUACUCUGAGAAGCUGAGAGAGAUGUCGGUGUUGUCUCUCCUCUGCUCCUGUUUGUAUUCCCAGCCUCUUCCCAACACCUUCGGUCAGUUUGAAGAUAUGGAGGUGAAGUCACUGAAUAAGCGAGCUUCUGGUCAGGCGUUUGAGGUCAUCCUGAAGAGUCCAACUGAGCCGUCUCCAGAGAGACCCCAGACUCUGGCACUGCCGCCCCAGAAGAAGGAGCCUUCCCUGGGGGAGCUACAGAGGAGGCUGGAGGCCGCCGAGGAGAGACGGAAGUCUCAGGAGAAGCAGGUGCUGAAGCAGUUGGCGGAGAAACGGGAGCGUGAGAAGGAGGUGCUCAACAAGGCCCAGGAGGUCAACAACAACUACAGCAAGAUGACCGAGGAGAAACUCCACCACAAAAUGGAGCUGAACCAAGAAAAUCGCAUGGCCCGUCUCAGUGCUCUCAAGCAGCGUCUGAGAGAGAAGGAGCUUCACGCUGCAGAAGUCCGGAAGAAUAAGGAACUUCACACUGACCUCUCUGGCUAAGGUCACUCUCGUUGACGCCAGAGCUGUGAGAUGUCCAUUUGGAGAAU
This is a messenger RNA of Cyprinus carpio (common carp), 692 nucleotides long. RefSeq names its product stathmin-3-like. Lineage: Eukaryota; Metazoa; Chordata; Actinopteri; Cypriniformes; Cyprinidae. Gene Ontology annotation, biological process: regulation of microtubule polymerization or depolymerization; microtubule depolymerization; neuron projection development. Gene Ontology annotation, cellular component: neuron projection; cytoplasm. Gene Ontology annotation, molecular function: tubulin binding. The record is from RefSeq and is a predicted model, not a curated record.